Molecule: messenger RNA, 864 nt
Organism: Ophidiomyces ophidiicola
Lineage: Eukaryota; Fungi; Ascomycota; Eurotiomycetes; Onygenales; Onygenaceae
Exons: 3
Coding region: 1-864 (287 amino acids)
Cellular component (GO): nucleus; cytoplasm
Molecular function (GO): RNA binding; RNA endonuclease activity; sequence-specific DNA binding
Source: RefSeq, a predicted model, not a curated record
AUGGCCGGCAACAAACGCACCUGGGAGGGCAAGGUUGUCCCGCCAUCGCAAGAAAAUACAGAUAUGGCCACACUAGAGCAGCAGACGCCCAUCAUCUCGCUCUUCGGCUAUUUCCGGACUGAAUUAGAACAGCACCAUGACCGUCGCGAACGCGUCAUUAAAGCGUCGCGCGACAUCACGGCGUUGAGUAAGAAGAUUAUCUUCGCGCUGCACAGACUCCGAAAUCUAGGCGGGACAAUUCCUAAGAAUAUUGCUAAGGAGAAUACUGAGCGUUUUGCCCAAAUUGAUGCGCUCUUCAAGUCUCUCGUUCCUGAUCUCUCCGGAAUCAACGCCUGGAGGUACGAAUAUCAAAUUACUUGGGGCAUACAAGAAUAUAUUGAAGCGCUUUCUUUCCAGUAUUACGCUGAAAACCAACGGCUAAUAAGUCUGGAUGCUGUGAGGGGGUCACUUCCCCCAGAAAUCCUAGUCACAGAGACGGAUUAUGUGUUGGGGCUAUUUGACUUGACUGGGGAAUUGAUGCGGUUUGCUAUCACAAACAUUGGGAAAGGCGGCCCCCGCUCUCAGACUACCCUUGCUGGCGCGAAUGUUGACGGAUCCGGUGAGGCGGCACAGUCAAACCUUGUGAGUGAGUCGGCCGCCGAAGGGAUCAUGGUUGACCUGCGGGAAUUGCGGGCCAUGUUCGAGAAGUUGAACGUGCCUAGAGGCCAUUCCUUGAACAAAGAGUUGGCAAAGAAAAUGGAGGUCAUGCAGGCUAGUGUAGAGAAGGUAGAACAAGCCGCAUACGGGCUCCUAAUUAGGGGGCGGGAGCGACCGCAGGGAUGGAUACCUGACGUUUCCAGUGCCGCACCUGUUGAGAGUUACUAA